Molecule: messenger RNA, 1779 nt
Organism: Colletes gigas
Lineage: Eukaryota; Metazoa; Arthropoda; Insecta; Hymenoptera; Colletidae
Gene: Sfxn2
Product: sideroflexin-2
Exons: 9
Coding region: 137-1117 (326 amino acids)
Biological process (GO): monoatomic ion transport; serine import into mitochondrion
Cellular component (GO): mitochondrial inner membrane
Molecular function (GO): monoatomic ion transmembrane transporter activity
Source: RefSeq, a predicted model, not a curated record
AACGGGCCAGGCUCUCCAGAAGUGACACGUUCGUUUCACGCACUUCAGUGAACGAUACUUUUAACGUGAGGCUAAUUGACGGGGUCUCGCGUCUGUUGAAGAAGGUUGAGGUGACAGUAGCCCUCGAUCAAGAAAAAUGGGGGAAGAAAGGUUGGACUUGGAGAAACCACUGUGGGACCUGAGCACCUUCGUGGGCAGAUGGAAACACUUUGCUUGGAUGACUGACUUCAGAACCUGCAUUGUGCCCGAAUCUGAGCUGCUCAACGCGAAGAAAUUAUGCGACGACUACAAACUUGGGAAGGAGCCAGCUGGUACAACCAGAGAGCAAAUCAUCUAUGCUAAGAAGCUUUACGAGUCGGCCUUUCAUCCCGACACCGGUGACCUGCAGAAUGUCUUUGGCAGAAUGUCCUUUCAAGUGCCAGGAGGAAUGGCCAUAACUGGUGCCAUGCUUCAAUUCUACAAAACAACCACAGCCGUGGUUUUUUGGCAAUGGGUGAACCAGUCGUUCAACGCGUUGGUCAACUACACGAAUAGAAACGCUAACAGCCCUACGACAGAGCUACAGUUGGGGGUGGCUUACGCGAGCGCGACAACAGCAGCAAUGAUAACGGCGAUAGGAUGCAAAUCGUUCUGGGCUAAACGAGCCAAUCCACUUAUGGCGCGUUACGUGCCGUUCGCAGCGGUCGCCGCGGCCAACUGCGUGAACAUUCCGUUGAUGAGACAGAACGAAAUAAGCCAGGGGAUCGAGAUCAGCGACGAGAACGGCAACAAACUUACAAAAUCAAAGAUCGCGGCGGUCAAAGGUAUCAGUCAAGUGGUAGUCUCGAGGAUUAUUAUGUGCGCGCCGGGCAUGCUGAUUCUGCCGCCUAUAAUGGAAAGAUUGGAACGCUACCCGUGGAUGCAGAAAAUCAAACCGUUGCACGGACCGAUACAGAUCACGAUGGUCGGCUGUUUUCUGACGUUCAUGGUGCCCACAGCGUGUGCGUUGUUCCCACAAAAUUGCUCGAUCGCUUCGUGCACUCUGAAACGCUGGGAGCCCGAAAGUUAUGAACUUUUAAAGGAGAAUUGUGCAUCGAGGUCCAUACCUGCGCAUCUGUACUUCAACAAAGGUUUAUAAUGUAUCAAAAAAAAGUUUAGUCGUCGUAAAAGAACAUUCGAUGGUGCGCCCUCUAUGAAGAUCGUAGCUAUCAAUCAUGGAAUCGAACAAACAUUCGCGUACGAUACGAAUUUCGAGUACUUGUAGUUUUCUGCUGGUUCAGAGGAUGAAAUACGUUCUGCGGUGAACACACACGAUACCGAACGAAUACGACAAUACCGUGCAUUUCGAAUUAAUUUCUAUUUCUACAUAGGGCGACCGUACUUUAUUUUUUAAGUCCCGUUACACGCGCUACAACACGCCAACCUCGACCACCUAAGAUCGUCUCCUACGAUAGUGAUUUAACAACACCGACAAUAUGUACUGUUAGUCGCGAAACGUAACCUCCUUGCUAAACGCGAGUGAUUUCCGAAAAGCAAUAAUUUAUUUCGACCGAACGCUCAAUCGUCUUGCUUCAAAUUAAACAAAACAUAUCGUUUAAGUAGUUAAGCCGUGAUACAGCAAACAUUUCACAUUAUAUUGUUAACCGCUAGGAAUGCGUUACGAGUCGCUAAACGACUGUCGAUGUUCUACUAUUGCUACCUCCCUGAACUGUUAAACGAAACUAAAAAUGCUGCCAUGUAUAUUUUAGUAACAUUACAAUAAACCUUGGGAAAUAAGUAUGCGCGAGUAAUUUCGUUCGA